Meloidogyne enterolobii is the source of this 975-nucleotide messenger RNA. The record is from the annotation of a GenBank genome assembly. Lineage: Eukaryota; Metazoa; Nematoda; Chromadorea; Rhabditida; Meloidogynidae.
AUGAAUUAUAUUUUUUCCGGAAAAGUUUCAAACAAUUAUAAUCUCUCCCUUGUUUCAAUUCUAUUUAAUUUAAAGGCAAUAACAUUAGCAACAACUUCACUUCUUUUAUUAAUUUAUUUUUCAAAAAAUUUAAUUAAUUUAAAUUAUUCAAAAACAAAUGUAACACCUUUAUUAAUUAAUUUUUCCUUUUUGAGUUGUUAUGGUGAUGAACAUGGAAUGAUUGAAGAUGCUUUUGACAUGUGGCAAUUAUUCCAUGAUGUAGCCCAGUUUCGAUUUAUUCCAACAAAUUCAUCGAUUAUCCAAACAUGUUUUCCACAAAUUGAAGGAUUUCGAACAAAUAUAAAAAUUUCAAUACCUUUGCCUUCCGAAAAAAUUGUAGAAUUACCCAAAGGAAUGUCAAAAGGGGAAUGGUUUUGUCCGAAAAUUAUUUACUGGAAUUUGGGUGUAAAUCAUGAAGCAUCAUUAGCAGCAAGUUCUGUUGGAGGGGGAAAUAAUUCUUUAGAAGAAAUGAUUAAUAGAACAGCAUUAAAACAAUUAGAUGAAUAUAUUUCUAUUUUAUUGUUAACUUCAAGUAUGGAUUUAAAUUGUGUUGAAGCAGUUAAUAGAUUAAUGGGUGAUCUUAGAGAAACGGUUUCAAUAAAUGCUUCAAAAAAGAAUUUGACAAUAUUUAAGCUUGUAAUGGAAAUUACUCGAAUUUUGUCUGGUAUUUCUAUUUUAUCCUGUCAAAGUGGAAAGGAUCGGACUUCAAUGGCUUUGACUUUAGAGGAGGGGAGGAUUUUGAAGGAAACUUGUGGAAUUUCUAAUCAACAGAUGCUGGAAAUAAUUUCUUGUUUACGCAAAGAAGGUGUUAGACGUGAAAAUUGUCGAAAAAAUGUUGGAAAGCCUCUAUACAAAUUUAGCCCUUUUCAAAUGAAUUUUUUACCAAAAGAAUUUAGACCUCCUAUGGGUACUUUUACUAAUUUUGUUUCUACUUAG